CCAUUCACUCACAGAUGGACUCUGGAACAAAAAUGUCAUCUGUUAUCAAAAUUUUAUCAAAAACACCUGAAAUAUGAAUGAUAACACGCGUGUAUUAAUAAGAUUACGAACCAUAUCAUCUAAAUAGGAUUCGUGCAGCAAGUUAGUGGUUGUAACUAGGAUCAAAACCAGUUACAAUAUUAAUUCAAUAAUUCCGGCUAAAAGGUGGCCGGGUCCAGCAAGAUGGCGUGCUGAGGUCGUCCUAUUUAAAUCAUUCCAUUAUAAAAACAGUAAAGUAAAAUGGCAAGAUACUUUGAAAAUACUAGUACAUUCAACUUCAGUUGGGACCAGGUGGCAUCUGGCUAUUGGAAAAGAUACCCUAAUCCACAGAGCGCCCAUGUACUGUCAGAAGACACAUACUGCCGGCAGGUCAAAGAUGGCUGUCUGUACACCAAGAGGCUACUCACUAAGACGAACAGGGUACCCAAGUGGGGGGAGAGAUUCUUCAGCGCGAAGUGUGUCAAAAUCAUCGAAGAGAGCAUAGUAGAUCCGGAGAAGAAGGUUCUUGUCACAUACACUAGAAAUCUAGGUUACACUAAAGUUAUGAGCGUAAUAGAGCGCGUGGAGUACCGCAGCGCGGGCGCCGGCUCCACGGUGGCGAAGCGCUCCGCGUGGAUCGACUCACAGGUGUUCGGUUUUUCGCGCGCCAUUCGCGCGUUCGGCGUUGAUAGAUUCCGCAAAAAUUGCUCGCAAAUGUACAACGGCUUCAACGGCGUCCUCCACAGUCUGUUCCCCAAGCAGCAACACACGCCGACGCCGCUGUCGCCGCUGCAGUCGCUGCACAACAUGCGCGACGCCGCCGCCGCCGCCACAGACCGCGCCAAGCGGAACGUGCUCUCCUCCGUCAACCGCACUUAACAGGAUGACUUGAAGACAGGCAGAGACAGUUAAGUGCUAGUGAAGAAUAGACGUUGUGUCGACGCGUUAAGGAUCAUAUUCUAUUGGAAUCGCCGCCGUGCCCUGGAUAUAUGGGAAGUGUAGUUCGAAAGUAUCUUUAAGAGUUUUAUUAUUGAUACAAUGAUAUAGUCAUAUAAUGGAUUGUAAGAUAGAUUGGACUAUGAGAUGCUUAGUAGAAAUUGAGGAGUAACUGGUACUUAAGCUUAGAAUAAAUUUAAAAGUGGAAAAAUUACUGUCUUGGGUUAGACUUGAACUCACGGCCUCUGGAUCGAUACUCCAGCGCUCUGCCAUCUGAGCUACCAAGCCAUCCAUAGCCAGCAAAUCUUUCCACCAUAUUGGUCAUAUGGCUUUUUUUCCACUUUAAAAUUU
Messenger RNA from Cydia splendana, 1305 nucleotides. RefSeq names its product protein preli-like (gene prel). The record is from RefSeq and is a predicted model, not a curated record. Gene Ontology annotation, molecular function: phosphatidic acid transfer activity. The transcript is spliced from 7 exons. Gene Ontology annotation, cellular component: mitochondrial intermembrane space. Bases 280 to 897 code for a protein of 205 amino acids. Lineage: Eukaryota; Metazoa; Arthropoda; Insecta; Lepidoptera; Tortricidae. Gene Ontology annotation, biological process: phospholipid transport.